AGUUAAUAUAAAAAUGUUGUUUCUAGUGAAAUAGAGGACGAUGUUGCUGGUAGUUGUGGGUUUGUUGGCGAGCGCCCACAGCACCCCAGCGCCCUCAGUCGCGACGUGUGAGCGCGCUCCGCCGCACGCCCAGCCCGCUGACAGGCAUUACAAGCUGAGUAUUGCUGGUGAUCCCGAUUUAUAUCUACCUGGAGAACUGUACACUGUAUCUUUACAUGGAGUAGAUAGCGGCGAAGGCCCGACACCAUUUACAGCUUUUACUAUCUGGGCCGAAAUUUACAAACAACACAACGAAAAUGAUAGUAAAGCCAUCAAUGAUACAGUUAACACCACAAAUCAAUCGUUAGGCGUUUUUCAAGCUUAUGAUGCCCAAACUAAGCUAUAUGAGGACUGCAAACCAGCUAUAGGCAAUGCUACUGCUCACCCUAAAACUGAAAUACAGGUUAUUUGGACAGCCCCAAAAACGACCUUAGACGGUUGCAUUAGGUUAUGUGCGCGAGCGUUUCUCGCGAAGCCAAAAAAUGGUCUGGAAGAGCGAUCAUGGUCUGUGUUGGCGCGAAAGCUGUGUCCCGCGCCUGCCGCAACAGUCACCGGGAACCGACAGACUCCUAUCGUGGAGCCGUGUUGUGCUUGUGAUGAGGCUAAAUACGAGGUGACAUUUGAGGGAUUGUGGUCUCGGAACACUCAUCCCCGAGACUUCCCCCCGGAGGCGGCGCGUGCGCACUUCGGAGACGUGAUCGGCGCGUCACACACAGCGCAGUACCGCGUGUGGCAGGAGGGUCGCUCCGCCAGCACGGGGCUACGGCGACUCGCUGAUGAUGGAGCCACUACUGCUCUGGAAAAAGAGCUUAAAGAAGAAAGCGAUCACAUAAGGACAAUAAUCAAGGCACGUGGGAUAUCUUGGCAACAAGUAUCUAGCGGCGGUAUACCGAGCACCUUCGCGGUGUUCCGAGUUGACGCAAAGCACCACCUAAUGUCCCUCGCCGCGAAGCUGGCGCCCUCGCCCGACUGGAUCGUUGGCGUCUCCGCGCUGGAACUCUGCAACGCCAACUGUACGUGGACCAGGUCUGCCACACUGCCUCUGUAUCCCUACGACGCAGGGACUGAUAGCGGCUUGAGUUACACGGCACGCCGUCAGCCAACUUCACCUCCGGCGCCGGUGCGCGCCCUGCGUCCGGACUGGCCGCGCGACCCGCGCUCCCCUUUCUACAACCAGGCCGGCGAGAUGCGGCCUUUUGCACGCCUCAGGCUCUCACGACUGCGGCUCUACGAGAAGAGCUGCGAACCUACAGAGCCGAUCGGGGAGCCAAUACCCGAGGCCGGCGGGGGUUCGUGCGCGACGCAGGCGUGGGGCCAGUGGGGUCCAUGCAGUACGACAUGCGGCCCGGGUCGCGCCGCGCGCCAACGACACUAUAUAUGGCCCGCGCGCGCGCUCACUGAUGGAUGCCGCGCCACACUCACCGAGUACCGCCACUGUAACGGCCCGAGAGCUCACUGCAGGUUGAUAUCGGAGUACGAGGCGGAGCCUGCGGAAAGUCACGGGCCGUGUGCGGUGUCGUCAUGGAGCGAGUGGUCGCCGUGCGAGGGUUGCGGCGUGCGCGCCCGCACCAGGCACUACGUGGUGCCGCGCGCCCGUAAGCGCUGCCACGUAGGCUACCGCGCCCGUACCGUGCUUAGCCAGGCUAUACCCUGCGCCGCUGGACCUUGUAACAAACCUACCGGAAAAUUUGUAAAUGCAACCAACUUUGACUGGUUCUUCGUGGAUGAUCCCAGUUGCGAGUGUGAGGUGAGCGGGUGGGGAGAGUGGUCUCCGUGCUCUGCGCGGUGCGGGCGCGGGCGGCGUGUGCGCAGCCGACUGUAUGUGGCGCAGGACUCGCGCGUGCAGCGACACCUAACACGUCGCCUGCUGCACGAGUGGAACCAGCGCUUUGCUCACAUACAGGAUCUGGAAUCUGCUACGUUGAACAUGACGGCCGAGGACCCCGAGGUGGAGCGGCUGGUGCAAGAGCGGCUGGAGCAAUGUCAGCUCACGCUGACGCAGCAGGAGGCUCUCUGCGACGGCGACGGCGACUGCCAACAAGUUGGAAAACCACAAGACAUCUGUUCGCUACCGGCGGCGGUUGGUCCGUGCCGUGGGUACGAGGAGCGCUGGUUCUAUGACAAGGCGCGCGGCUCCUGCGAGCCCUUCGGCUUCACCGGUUGCGGCGGCAACACUAACAAUUUCCGUACCAGAGACAUGUGCCAGCGGCACUGCCAGCGUCCUCGCAAUGCCACUGUUAAAGCUCAACCUGUUAACGUCGAAACGAUACUAUCUAAAAAAUUGAAGCCAACUCCAUCCCGUGAGGACAAUGAAGUAAUGGUGAAUGACAGACCAGCACUUGUUAAUGUGGACUGUGAGACUGGUCCUUGGCUGGGCUGGAGCGACUGCGUUGGCGACUGUGACUACGCUAUUAAACUUAACUAUCGUGUAAUUGUGCAGACUGGUUCGGGAAUGGGAAGACCGUGUCAGAAGUUGAUAAAAAGCCGGACCUGCAGACCUGGACAUUGUCGAAGACUUUUUGCUUUUACUAAUAAAACUUCUUUAGAAUGAUAUCGUAAUAGAUGAUACUAAAAUUAUAAUUGAUAGAUUUUAUUGUUAAAAAGUAGUGUGACCUGUGUC
Papilio xuthus (Asian swallowtail) is the source of this 2659-nucleotide messenger RNA. Its product is annotated as spondin-1. Gene Ontology annotation, biological process: cell adhesion. NCBI's taxonomy places the organism in Eukaryota, Metazoa, Arthropoda, Insecta, Lepidoptera, Papilionidae. Gene Ontology annotation, cellular component: extracellular matrix. Gene Ontology annotation, molecular function: serine-type endopeptidase inhibitor activity. The transcript has 16 exons. The record is from RefSeq and is a predicted model, not a curated record. Bases 41 to 2590 code for a protein of 849 amino acids.